Rhinolophus ferrumequinum (greater horseshoe bat) is the source of this 7701-nucleotide messenger RNA. It is a transcript of the gene CEP170, whose product is annotated as centrosomal protein 170. Gene Ontology annotation, cellular component: centriole. The transcript is spliced from 21 exons. The coding region runs from base 282 to 4898 and encodes 1538 amino acids. The record is from RefSeq and is a predicted model, not a curated record. Lineage: Eukaryota; Metazoa; Chordata; Mammalia; Chiroptera; Rhinolophidae. Gene Ontology annotation, molecular function: protein binding.
CGCCUGCGCAUUAGGCGGCCGCUCUUUGCCGUUACCGCUAUGUGUGGGGCGUGUGUGGAAUAACGUUAGUGCCCAGCGGAGCUGAGGGGCCGGGAGCUCGAUCACAGCGGCCGGGACGACGACGACGACGACGACAGCGGCAACGACGACGACAGUGUGGGGGGAGGACGGCGUGCGAGAGACUCACGGGACGCGACGCGCCCCGCCUCCCCCGUCCGGUCCCUCUCUCCGCGGUGAGGGGAUGACGUAGCUUUGCUCAAGACUUAGAAGCUAAGCAGAAAAUGAGCUUAACAUCCUGGUUUUUGGUGAGCAGUGGAGGCACUCGCCAUAGGCUGCCCCGGGAAAUGAUUUUUGUUGGAAGAGAUGACUGUGAGCUCAUGUUGCAGUCUCGUAGUGUGGAUAAGCAACAUGCUGUAAUCAAUUAUGAUGCCUCUACGGAUGAACAUUUGGUCAAAGAUUUGGGCAGCCUAAAUGGGACUUUUGUGAAUGAUGUAAGGAUUCCAGAACAGACUUAUAUCACUUUGAAACUUGAAGAUAAGCUGAGAUUUGGAUAUGAUACAAAUCUUUUCACUGUAGUACGAGGAGAAAUGAGGGUCCCUGAAGAAGCUCUAAAGCAUGAGAAGUUUACCAUUCAGCUUCAGUUGUCCCAGAAGUCUUCAGAACCAGAAUUACCAAAAUCUGCAUGUGCCAAAAGCAUAGAUUCCAAGGUUGCAGAUACGGCAACAGAAGUACAGCACAAAGCUACAGAAGCACUAAAAUCUGAGGAAAAAGCCAUGGAUACUUCUGCUAUGCCCCGUGGUACGCCAUUGUAUGGACAGCCGUCGUGGUGGGGGGAUGGUGAACUGGAUGAACAAAGAGCUUUCAAGUCAAAUGGCAAAUCAGAAGAAAAAAGUCACGAAACUGGAACAUCAGGGUGCAGCUUAGAUGCCAAGCAAGUUGAGGAACAGUCUGCAGCUGCAAAUGAAGAAGUACUUUUUCCUUUCUGUAGGGAACCAAGUUAUUUUGAAAUCCCUACAAAAGAAUUUCAGCAACCAUCACAAAUAGCAGAAAGCACUAUUCAUGAAAUCCCAACAAAAGACACACCGAGUUCCCAUACAACAGGUGCAGGGCAUGCUUCUUUUACCAUUGAAUUUGAUGACAGUACCCCAGGGAAGGUAACUAUUAGAGACCAUGUGACAAAAUUUACUUCUGAGCAGCGCCACAAGUCAAAGAAGUCUUCUCCCGGAACUCAAGACCUGCCGGGGAUUCAAACUGGAAUGAUGGCACCAGAAAACAAAGUAGCUGACUGGCUAGCACAGAACAACCCUCCUCAGAUGGUCUGGGAAAGAACAGAAGAGGAUUCCAAAAGUAUUAAAAGUGAUGUUCCAGUUUACUUGAAAAGGUUGAAAGGAAAUAAACACGAUGAUGGUACACAGAGCGAUUCAGAAAAUGCUGGGGCUCCCAGGCGCUGUGGCAAACGGGCAACGCUGGAGGAACACUUAAGGCGCCACCACUCAGAACAGAAAAAGCUGCAGAAGGCCCAGGCUGCCGAAAAGCAUCAAGACCAAGCUGUUACUAGCUCUGCGCAUCACAGAGGGGGGCAUGGUGUUCCACAUGGGAAAUUGUUAAAACAGAAAUCAGAGGAGCCAGCGGUGUCAAUUCCCUUCCUACAAACUGCAUUGUUAAGAAGUUCAGGGAGUCUUGGGCACAGACCGAGCCAGGAGAUGGAUAAAAUGUUAACAAAUCAAGCUACUGCUGCUUCUGAAAAGGAUAAUGAUGAUGACCAAAGUGACAAGGGUACUUACACCAUUGAGGUAGAGAAUCCCGACAGUGAGGAGGUGGAAGCAAGAAAAAUGAUUGACAAGGUGUUUGGAGUAGAUGACAAUCAGGAGUAUAAUAGGCCUAUUAUCCAUGAAAAACAUAAAGAUCUGAUAAAAGAUUGGGCUGUCAGUUCUGCCGCAGUAGUAAUGGAAGAAAGAAAGCCACUAAGUACACCUGGGUUUCACAACUCAGAGGGAGGCACAUCUUCAUCUGGAAGCAAGCGUUGGGUUUCACAAUGGGCUAGUUUGGCUGCUAAUCAUACAAGGCAUGAUCAAGAAGAAAGGAUAAUGGAAUUGACUGUACCUGUUUCUUUAGAGAACGAUCCAGAUAUCAGUGAAUCUGGCAUUUCAGUGAGAAGCACUGGCUCAGCAACUUCAUUGGCUAGUCAGGGAGAGAGAAGGAGACGAACCCUUCCCCAGCUUCCAAAUGAGGAAAAGUCUCUUGAGAGCUCCAGAGCAAAGGUUAUGACACAGAGGUCAGAGAUAGGAGAAAAGCAAGACACCGAACUUCAGGAGAAAGAAGCGCCUACACAGGUAUACGAGAAGGAUAAACAAGACGCUGACAGAGCCCUGAAUAAAGUGCACAGGGCAGUAAAUGGGGAGACUCUUAAAACUGGUGGAGAUAACAAGAUGCUGCUGCACUUAGGCAGUUCUUCUGGAAAGGAGAAAAGUGAAACUGAUAAGGAAGCUUCUUUGGUAAAGCAAACAUUAGCUAAACUUCAGCAACAAGAACCAAAGGAUCAGGCACAGUGGACACCUACUAAAUUAUCUUCAAAAAAUUUUUCAGGUCAGAUAGAGAGGUGUAGGGAGGAGUCUGUUAAACUAGAGUCACAACCUCAAGAAAAAAUUCCAGGACAUUCUGCAAGCAAAGGAGAAAGGGCGGUACAAAAUGAGGGCAAGCGAAGAAAAGCUGAGGAUAUUCUGAAAAGUCACACUUCAAAGGGAGGAGACAAGAAGGAAUCGUCCAAGUCAUUAGUGCGACAAGGAAGCUUCACUAUAGAAAAACCUAGCCCCAACAUCCCCAUAGAACUUAUUCCCCAUAUAAAUAAACAGACUUCAUCCACUCCACCAUCUUUAGCUUUAACAUCUGCCAGUAGAAUACGAGAAAGAAGUGACUCUAUGGAUACCGAUUCCAGUAUGGACACAACCCUUAUUCUAAAAGACACAGAAGCAGUAAUGGCUUUUCUAGAAGCUAAACUGCGUGAAGAUAAUAAAACUGAUGAAGGCCCAGAUACUCCCAGUUAUAAUAGAGACAACUCUAUUUCACCAGAAUCUGAUGUGGACACAGCUAGUACAAUCAGUCUGGUUACUGGAGAGACUGAAAGGAAGUCAACCCAAAAGCGAAAGAGUUUCACUAGUCUCUAUAAAGACAGGUGUUCCACAGGUUCUCCUUCCAAAGAUGUUACAAAAUCAUCUUCUGGUGCUAGGGAGAAAAUUGAAAAGAAAACAAAAACUCGUUCCACCGAUGCAGGCUCAAGAGCAGAGGGGCGUAAAUUUGUACAGUCCAGUGGAAGAAUCAGACAGCCUUCGGUAGAUUUAACAGACGACGACCAAACCUCUAGUGUACCUCAUUCUGCUAUCUCGGAUAUUAUGUCAUCUGAUCAGGAAACUUACUCUUGUAAACCUCAUGGAAGGACUGCACUUACCUCAGCUGAUGAGCAUUCCAAACUGGAAGGAAGUAAAGUCACGAAAUCGAAGACUUCUCCCAUCGCGCCUGGUUCAUCCAGUAAAUCCACCACUCUUCCAAGGCCGCGACCUACCAGGACUUCCCUGUUGCGCCGAGCACGACUUGGGGAAGCUUCAGACAGUGAACUUGCUGAUGCUGACAAAGCAUCCGUUGCUUCUGAAGUGUCCACAACAAGUUCAACAUCAAAACCUCCCACAGGCAGGCGUAACAUCUCUAGGAUUGAUUUAUUGGCCCAGCCUCGCAGAACGAGGCUUGGCUCGUUGUCAGCCCGCAGUGACUCUGAAGCAACAAUCUCUAGAAGUAGUGCCUCUUCCCGGACCGCAGAAGCCAUCAUUAGAAGUGGAGCCCGAUUAGUACCUUCAGAUAAGUUUUCGCCCAGAAUCAGAGCUAACAGUAUCUCUCGACUCUCAGACUCCAAGGUCAAAAGUAUGACCUCAGCACAUGGCUCUCCUUCAGUAAAUUCAAGAUGGAGGCGCUUUCCUACUGAUUAUGCUUCCACCUCAGAAGAUGAAUUUGGAUCAAACCGUAAUUCCCCUAAACAUACCCGUCUACGUACUUCUCCAGCCCUGAAAACGACUCGAUUGCAGAGCUCUGGAUCAGCAAUGCCUACUAGUUCUUCAUUCAAGCACCGGAUCAAAGAACAGGAAGACUACAUCCGAGACUGGACUGCUCAUCGAGAAGAGAUAGCCAGGAUCAGCCAAGAUCUUGCUCUCAUUGCUCGGGAAAUCAACGAUGUAGCGGGAGAGAUAGAUUCAGUGACGUCCUCAGGCACUGCCCCUAGUACCACAGUAAGCACUGCCGCCACCACCCCUGGCUCUGCCAUAGACACUAGAGAAGAGGUAGGAGAUCUUCAUGGAGAAAUGCAUAAGUUGGUUGAUCGUGUUUUCGAUGAAAGCCUCAACUUCCGAAAGAUCCCUCCAUUAGUUCAUUCUAAAACACCAGAAGGAAACAACUGUCGGUCUAAUGAUUCCAGACCUCAACCGUCAGAGCCUCCAGAUCACUUAACAAUUACAAGGCGGAGAACCUGGAGCAGGGACGAAGUCAUGGGAGAUAAUCUGCUGCUCUCGUCCGUCUUUCAGUUCUCUAGGAAGAUAAGGCAGUCUAUAGAUAAAACAGCUGGGAAGAUCAGAAUUUUAUUUAAAGAUAAAGAUCGGAAUUGGGAUGAAAUAGAAAGCAAGUUAAGAGCUGAAAGUGAAGUUCCUAUUGUGAAAACCUCAAGCAUGGAGAUUUCUUCUAUCUUACAGGAGCUGAAAAGAGUUGAAAAGCAGCUACAAGCAAUCAAUGCUAUGAUUGAUCCAGAUGGAACAUUGGAGGCUCUGAACAACAUGGGAUUUCCCAGCGCCAUGCUGCCAUCUCCACCCAAACAGAAGUCCAGCCCUGUGAAUAACCACAGCAGCCCGGCCAUGCUGUGACCUACAAGCAAACUAAAUACCCAACAUUUCAGACCCCCAUGUCUCCUGUGCCAAGCUGCUCCCUGAAAUGGACUCUCUCUCCAUCUGUACAGAUUUCUUAAACACUUAUAUUUGCUUCUCAAUAAUAGGAUUUCUAUUAGGACUCAUUACCAUUGGAUACAAUGACAUAUAACUCUCUACACUCAAACUGACCUUUCAAAACAGCCUUGUGUUCUAAAAUUUUCCAACAUAUAUGUGAUUUAUAUAACUUUGUUGCUACGUAAAUUGUCUUGGGGGUUUUACUAAGAUGAACUAUUAUGUUUGCACUAAGAUUUGCUGGGAGUGGUAGGUGGACAUAGCUCUAUAUCAAUAAGGACUAACCAUCUUUUUUUGUACAUAGGAGAUUGAGAAUACUGUACUUGUUUUAACCCCACAGUGUUUUACUCCACUUUCGAAAAGAUGAAUUUGGCACUUUUUUCAAUUUUCUUUGUGUUUUUUUUUAUGGGAGUAAGAUUUUGUCUCUCAUUUUAGGGCAAAUGAUAACUAGAAAGAUUAAACUAGACAGAUAGUGUAAGUGGAGUAUAUUUUUAAAACUAAGAACAUGUAUAUUGUUUUCCUGUGUUCCCAAGUUUAUAUGUGACAGUUGGAAAAAAAAAAUCCCCUUGAAAUGAUCAUGAAGGUAAAUUUUUCUUCAUUCGGAGAUUUGUAGACCCAGUAGUCUAAGAUUAGUUGAUAGUUUCACUCCCAAGCAGUGAAUUGCUUCUGUGUGUUUGUUUCCCUGUAGGACCCAGUAGUCAAUCCCGUCUCAGUCUUUCUCAUUUGUAAGAACCCUGCAAGACGAUGACAAAGGCUUUAGGCCUGCGCCACUAAACAGGAAGCCUGUGAAAAAAUACCUUCUAUAAGCUUGCUUUUUCUCUUUCCAGUAAGGUCACAUUUGGAUAAGUUUAAAAAGAAAGUAAUUAUCUUUGUGUUUCCAGAACACUAUAAUUUGGGUGAAUCUUAAUUCAGUUCAAUAUUAUUAGAAGACUUGGAGUUUCUCCCUGACCCCAUCAGUCUAUAAAGGUUAAAACUGCAGUUUUGCAAAUUUAUGAAAUGGUCUUUAAUACUUCAGCAAUAAUCCUGUGCUGUAUUUGUUUUAAGAAACUAACUCUGUAUACUUCAAAAUGUUGCAGGGUUUUAAAAAGCCUGUGCUGUUGGGCCAGUUAAUAGACUCAAAAAACUCUUUUUGUAGAGAUGUAAAAACAAAAGUCUGUUAUAUAAUGGAUCUCAUAUUUUUCUUUAAAUUAAAAAAAAAAAGGUAAAUGAAUUAUUCUCCUUGUAAAGCUAAAUUCCCCAUUCUGUCUAAUAAAGGAAGACUGGAAAAAGUUUUUAAAGAACAUGAAUGGAAAGUUACAAAUGCUUUGAAGGAAUAAAUGAAACAUUAAAACAGGGUCAAUCCAUUUGAAGAAAAAGUCAAAAUAAUCACCAUUUUUCCCUCUUUUAUUUAAUGUUUGGGUACUGAUUACAUCCACAUGGAAGUAAAAGGUAAGGAGUUAUUUAGAAAAAUAUUAGCAUCUACUCUACUUACAUUAUUGUUUAAGUGUUUACACGGUUUUGUUUAAUUAUAAACAUUUGGCCUUUUACUAUGUUAUUUUUAUUUUUUAUGAAUACAUUAUUCUCCUUAUUUAUUUUUGUUACAUUUAUUACUUAUGUUAUUUUGUUAUGCAUUUACAACUCCAUUUUUAAAUAAAGUGUUUCUGGAACUGUAUACAGAGAUUGUACAUUUUUUUUCUUCUGCCAUCUAGAUUGGUAAUACUUCAUCGUGUUGCCAGUAACCAUUUACACACCAUUUUCCAAAGUCUAGCAAAAGAAAGACUCCUUCAAUUUUAAUUAAUAUGUGAGAAUAGCCAAGAGGGUAAGAGGAAAUGAAGGCUGCCUUGUUUUCUUUUGACAUUUCUAAGCAUAUACUCCCAGACCAGACCUCAGGCCGUGACAUCAGACCGUUUCGAGAGGCUGGUGAUCUCUGGGAACUCAUUUGUUUUUUAUGCUAUUUUUCGAGAGAUGGGGUUCGUGGAUGUGUCCGCUCUGCCUGCCAAGUGGAAAACUGGCUAGUGGCCUGAAUGGGAAAUACUUCUAACCAGGUUGUGCUAACCUGUUUGGAAGCAAAUACAAAUUUCAGAAAAAGAACCAGAAUCCAAAAAUACUGGAGCCCAUGGCUAGGAUGGGGGAAACUGACAUUAAUUAGUCUCAAGUAUCUACUUUUCUGGAGGAAAACAACAUUCUGACCCAUUAGACCUCAGAGUUUUCCAUAGUUUACUUCUUAAGAAAAGUAGCUCGAUAAAAGCUAGUAAGUGUAAGAGAAUAUGAGCCAUACAAUAGAAUAUUUUUAGCUACAAAAAAUGAAGUACUAAUACAUGCUACAAUAUGGAUGAAACUUGAAAACAUUAUGCUGAGUGAAAGCCAAUCACAAAAGGCCAUGUAUUAUGAGUGCAUUUAUGUGAAAUGUCCAGAGUAGACAAACAUGUAGAGACAAACAGACUACUGGUUGCCCAUGGCUAGGGCGGGGGGAUGGCAAGAUCGUGGGGUUACAAUGAAAGGGUACAGGGUUUCGCUGGGAGUGAUGAAAACACUUAAAAUUGUGAUGGUCACACAACUGUAAAUAUACUAAAAACCAUUAAAUUGUGUACUUUAACUGAUUGAAUUAUAACCAAUAUCACCUAUACCUAUAUAAAAUAAGUAUGUAAAUUUCUCAAUAAAGCUGUUACAGAAGGGGAGGAGGAGGAGGAGAAAUGCAAUGUCAGGUGAAGAUGCAACCUGACUACUGUGCCCUGGGAGCGGCCGUUUG